AUGGUAUGCUCUGUGGACGAUAGGAAGCAGUCAAGAGGUGCUGUUCGACGCCGGGCAGUGCAUGCUGAACCUCGAGCUCCAAUUGGCAAGAAAUUCGUCCACAAGUCCAUUGAAAAGUCGAAUAAAUCGGUAGCGAAAGGUUCUGAAGCUGAAGCUAAGAAAACACCAUAUGAGCACUGGAUUGAUCAGGUCAUUGAUAUGGGUAUUCGAAAUAUAAGAAGGGAAUUUGUCAACACAAUAAGGACUUACACUCCAACUGGUUCUAUGUCUGCUUGGGAAGCUGACAAAAACUAUGACAAGAAUCGUUUUUUUUUUUUAAUUUGUGAUAUUGUAAAUACAAAUACAGCAGUUAAAAUAACAAUACUAGGUGAAGACUAUUACCAUGCUUCAUAUGUGCACAUUAAUGAAAACCUUGUUUUCAUCUGCGCACAAGGUCCAUUACCCAAUACCAUUGAAGACUUUUGGUCUCUGAUUAUUCAGGAAGGAUCAAAGGUAAUUGUACAAUUAUGUCAAUGGCAAGAGGAUGGUAAAAAUCAGUGCACUGAAUACUUUCCUAAAGACGAUACUGAAUGGAAAGAUUAUGGAGCAAUUCGGGUCAAAGUUAUCGAGAAAACAUCUCCAGUGGCACAGCUCCGAAAAGUUUAUCGAACUAAACUACGAGCUGUUCAAAAAGAAAAAAAGCAUGAGGUAUUGCACCUCUUGUAUGGUGGAUGGCCAGAUCAUUUCGUCGCAGACUCGACACCAGUCUGUCGUGAAGUGAGGGCCCAUGCUCUGAAAUUGGCCGAAAAAACACCUGUUAUCGUCCAUUGCAGCGCAGGCAUUGGAAGAACAGGCACAUUUGCGGCCAUUUCAAUGGCAGUCGAUAGAUUGAAAACUACUGAAAGUCUAUCCAUAGCUGAAGUAGUUAAAGAUCUGCGUGAUCAAAGAAUGCAUUCGGUGCAAAACGAUCAGGCAAGUUAUCAAUAUUUAUUCAUCUAUCGAAUGGUAAUUGAGAUUUUACUGGCUGAAGACUUACUGAUCAAGAAUCCUGAUAUUAUAUCGCUGAUAAAAGAGUACGACGAUCUUGUCGCACGUAAACGUCAAGAAAGAAACAAGAAAAAUAAAAAAUAA
Thelazia callipaeda (thelaziosis nematode) is the source of this 1110-nucleotide messenger RNA. The record is from the annotation of a GenBank genome assembly. NCBI's taxonomy places the organism in Eukaryota, Metazoa, Nematoda, Chromadorea, Rhabditida, Thelaziidae.